This is a messenger RNA of Sebastes umbrosus (honeycomb rockfish), 2577 nucleotides long. Its product is annotated as inactive phospholipase D5-like. The record is from RefSeq and is a predicted model, not a curated record. NCBI's taxonomy places the organism in Eukaryota, Metazoa, Chordata, Actinopteri, Perciformes, Sebastidae. Bases 573 to 2264 code for a protein of 563 amino acids. The transcript is spliced from 10 exons. Gene Ontology annotation, molecular function: catalytic activity.
GAGCCGGACCAUACGUCUCUCUUCCCUCCCUCUUUUCUGUGUCUAUAUGGGAGAAGAGAGAAAUGUGAGCUUUCUAUUAGAGGGAGAGGGAGGGGAGAUAUAGAUGGAGGGAGGGAGAGUUAGAAGGAGGUGGAUGAACACACGAUACGACGAGAUGAGAGGAGAGGAGGAAUGUGAGACAGAGAGGAUGCAGGACGGGAAACAGAGAAGAGAGGAGUGCCAGAUAGAAGAGUAUAGAGGAUAGACGGAUCGAGGCAGGCAGAUAGCAUCAUGACAGGAUUUAGGUGUGUCCGUCUGUGUUAGAGUUUUCAUUCACGUAUCAGGCAGGAGGAGCAGCACUUCCACACUCGUCUCACAAACAUACACGUGCAUUCACAACAUUUUUGCUGCGCAGAGGCACCGGCUCUCCUCCCCCAGUGACUCCAGGGGAAGAGGGGAAGCGACAGAUUUUACAGCUGUCACACACACUCACACACACACACACACACAGACACUCUUUCUGUUCUCUCUCAUCACACACACCCAGAAAAGCACAUGUGUUUCAGAGUGGACGAGCUACAGAGGGAUGCACCAUGAAGUCUCAGCAGAAGUGCAUCAUGAUCUUUGCCUUGGUGUGCUGCUUCGCCGUACUGAUGGCGUUGAUUUUUUCAGCUGUGGACAUUUGGGGCGAAGAUGAAGACGGGAUCACAGAGGACAACUGUAGCAAGGACUGCAGAGUGGUGCUUGUGGAGAACAUCCCAGAUGACAUCUCCUUCUUAGAUAAUGGUACAUCACACCUCCCUCUCUCGGCGGGGCUGUAUAACUUACUGGACCGAGCUAAACGGGUCGUAGAGAUAGUUUCCCCGCUGUGGUUCCUCAACUCCUCCGAUUAUGAAUCCAGCUUCCAGCCUGCUGCCAGACAGGGCAGGGCUCUGCUGUCCAGGCUGCAGGGGCUGAAAGCUAAAGGAAUCCAGCUGAAGAUCUCCAGCGGGAUGAUCGACUCCACUGAGCUCGGGAUGCUCGCCAAACACAAUGCUGAAGUCCACUAUGUGAACAUGACAGCGCUAACCAAAGGCCAUCUCCUCUCGUCCUUCUGGGUGGUCGACAGGAAGCAUUUCUACAUCGGCAGCGCCAGCAUGGACUGGAGAUCCCUUGCCACAAGGAAGGAGCUGGGUGUGUUGGUGUACGACUGCAGCUGUCUGGCUCUGGACCUUCACAGAGUGUUCAGCCUCUACUGGGGGCUCCAGUAUAAAGACUUCAUCCCCUCCUUCUGGUCCAAGCGCCUCUUUGCCCUCUACAACAGGGACGAACCACUGGAGUUCACUCUCAACAGCACAAAGGCUCAGGCCUACAUCUCUAGCUCCCCAGAUGUUUUCAUCCCCAAAGAUCGUAGCAAUGAUCUUGAUGCCAUUUCCAGGGUCAUCAAGGAGGCCCAGCAUUUCAUCUAUAUCUCCAUCAUCGAUUACCUGCCCCUCCUCAGCCGCAACGCUCACAGGUACUGGUCCCGUAUCGACAGUCUUAUCCGGGAGGCUCUGAUCCUGAGGAAGGUCCGGGUCCGUCUGCUGAUAAGCUGCUGGGAAAAGACUAAUCCACUUACUUUCAACUUCGUCUGGUCCCUGAGGAGUCUGUGCAUGGAGCAGGCCAACUGCUCACUGGAAGCUAAGUUCUUCAACCCCAGAGUGCAGAGGGACGGCAGUCUUCAAGGAAUAAACCACAACAGGUUUAUGGUGACAGACAGAGCCAUUUAUUUAGGUAACCUGGAUUGGGUGGGGAAUGAGUUUACCUUUAAUGCAGGAGCAGGACUGGUGAUCAGUCAGCCAGAGGGCAUUGAGGAGAGGAACUCUACAGUGGUGGAGCAGCUACGGGCUGCGUUCGAGAGGGACUGGUUUUCACGUUACACCCGCUCACUGCAGUCCAAUAAGAUCCCCGUCUGCAACAAGCAUCAGAUCGACAGACUGGUGCCAGGCAAAACUAACCAUCUAGACAAUGGACCAAUGCCUAUCAGAACAGGCCAGCACGAUAACGGACCUGCACCAAUUAGACACAAUCACAAAGAUGAUGGACCGGGUAAAACAAAGCACCAUGACGACAGACCAAGCAAAAUUAGUAGCCAAGGCCAGGACAAUGGACUGGUGCCAAUUAUAGAUGGUUACCAAGAGAGGGGACGAGUCAAAAUGAGUCACCCUGACAACAGACAGGUACAAAUCAAAGGUAAUCCAAUGGAAGCACCCAGUCAGUCAGCUGAGAGCAGCGGCAGCAGAGAGAUCUUCAACGGGUCCCUGUGACCACCAAGCACGAUAAGUUCCCUUUCACUGACCUGCUCUCUUCCAGUAACAGUGGACUUACCACACUGGGUCUUUGUAGCAUUUUGGUGUUGCCAUUUUGAAGAAAACAGAAAAAUUGAAGAUAUCUGGUGUGCAAGACUCGAUCAUGUUCAUGGAAGAACUCAGGAAGGAAAGUCAAUGUUGGCACUUUUGAUGGAUUUUUUUUUUUAAGAUAAUUUUUUGUGCUUUCUUGCUUUUAGGAGAGAGAAAGAGUACAAUAAGAUAUUCCUUUAUUAGUCCCACCGUAGGGAAAUUUAAAGUGUACAGCAGCAAA